Messenger RNA from Lentinula edodes (shiitake mushroom), 9363 nucleotides. RefSeq lists its product as uncharacterized. Gene Ontology annotation, cellular component: preribosome, large subunit precursor. Bases 223 to 9141 code for a protein of 2972 amino acids. Gene Ontology annotation, molecular function: ATP binding; ATP hydrolysis activity. Gene Ontology annotation, biological process: rRNA processing; ribosomal large subunit assembly. The record is from RefSeq and is a predicted model, not a curated record. NCBI's taxonomy places the organism in Eukaryota, Fungi, Basidiomycota, Agaricomycetes, Agaricales, Omphalotaceae. The transcript has 11 exons.
CGUUGCGCGAAGGCGAUUGGUCUGUAAUGAAUUACACUUAUUCUAUCUUGUUACAUACUAACUUUUCGUAGGAUCCUUCUUGACGAGGUUAAUUUGGCUAGUGCAGAGACUCUUGAGUGCAUCGCUGGUCUGCUUCGUAACCCGACUGCCUCUAUCACUCUGACCGAACAAGGAUCACUGGAGCCGGUACCUCGUCAUCCCAACUUCCGCCUCUUUGCGUGCAUGAACCCCGCUACUGAUGUUGGCAAGAAAGAUCUUCCCCCUAAUAUCCGCUCUCGGUUUACCGAAAUCGAUGUACCACCUCCUGAUGCGGAUCGCGAAACACUGCUCAGUAUUGUUGCACAAUAUAUUGGCCCCAGUGCAGUCAGCGACAAAGCUUCCAUCAUGGACGUUUGCGAAUUCUACAUCGCAGUCAAAGACUUGGCUGAAACUCGCCAGAUUGCAGAUGGAGCCAACCAUCGUCCUCACUUUAGUAUGCGUACACUUGCUCGCGCAUUGACUUUUGCAUCCGACAUUGCAAGCACCUACGGACUUCGGAGAGCUCUGUGGGAAGGGUGCCUCAUGGCAUUCACCAUGGUUCUCGAUAUACCAAGUUCCGAGAAAGUCGUUGCUUUGGCUCAAAAGCAUCUGUUAGCUGGAGUAAAAAAUGUCCGUUCUGCAUUAGCCAAGGAACCUACUUUGCCUCCAUCUUGUGCACCAGAGAACUUUGUCAAGCUGGGCCCUUUCUUCUUGGAACAUGGACCUCUACCUCUAGAUCCUGCCGACGACUAUAUUUUGACACCGUCAGUAGAGAGGAAACUAAUCGAUCUUGCUCGAAUCAUUCUCACUCGACGCUUCCCUGUCCUCAUUGAGGGACCUACUUCCAGUGGGAAAACUAGUUCAGUAGAAUACCUCGCUAAAAGAACAGGACAUCGGUUCAUUCGUAUCAACAACCACGAACACACCGAUAUACAAGAAUACAUUGGUUCCUACGUUCCGCACCCCGUCACCGGAGAACUGGUAUUCACUGAUGGUUUGCUCGUCCGUGCCUUACGAAGUGGCGACUGGAUCGUACUUGACGAGCUCAACCUUGCCCCAACGGAUGUCCUUGAAGCUUUGAAUAGACUGCUCGAUGACAAUCGGGAGUUGGUUAUACCGGAGACAGGAGAAAUUGUCAGACCCCACCCACAUUUCGUGCUGUUCGCUACGCAAAAUCCAUCAGGCCUAUACGCAGGAAGGAAGGUGCUGUCUCGUGCGUUCCGCAAUCGUUUUCUGGAAGUUCACUUCGAAGACGUCCCUGAAGCUGAGCUGGAGAUUAUUCUUUGCCAGCGAUGUAUGAUCGCACCUUCGUACGGGAAGAAGAUUGUCGCAGUAUUUCGCGAAUUGCAGAAACGAAGGCAAACUGAUCGUGUUUUUGAAAGCAAGCAGGGCUUUGCCACACUUCGAGAUCUGUUCCGUUGGGCCGGUAGAGACGCCGUUGGCUAUCAGGAACUAGCCGAAAAUGGUUACAUGCUCCUAGCAGAGCGUGCUCGCAGAGAUGAAGACAAAAUUGUCGUCAAAGAGGUCAUAGAAUCCACUAUGGGAGUUAAAAUCAAUGAACGGAUGCUGUACGAUUUCCAGAGUCGCGGGCCAGAGUUUGCUCAGUUUCUCGAUUGUGAUCCUUCAGGUGCAUCUCUCAUUUGGACCAAAGCUAUGCAGAGACUUUUUGUCCUUGUCGCUCGUGCUCUUCGUUUCAAUGAGCCGGUCCUCCUCGUCGGCGAGACUGGGUCAGGGAAGACCUCUGUUUGUCAGGUGUAUGCGGACAUUACAUCUAGAAGGCUUCAUGGCCUCAACUGUCAUCAGAACACGGAGACGGCAGAUCUCAUUGGUGGUUUGCGUCCCAUACGAAAUCGUGCUUCAUUAGAAGCUGAGGCUUUACAGAAAGCAGGAGUACUAUCAUCUAAGAUAGGCUCAGAACUGGACUCUCACGAUGUAGCGACUUUGCAAUCACAAUUAGAUAUGCUCCUCAAAUCUACUACUCUAACUUCUCCUACUCGCGACGCCCUAGAGGAGCUUCAAAGUAAGAUUCUCAAAUCCAAGGCAAUCUUUGAGUGGCAUGAUGGUCCUCUGAUUGAGGCCAUGCGUAACGGAGAUGUCUUCUUGUUGGACGAGAUUUCUCUUGCUGACGAUUCCGUACUGGAACGUCUCAAUAGCGUCCUCGAACCAUCACGCACUCUUGUGUUAGCUGAAAAAGCAGCUGAUCAUCUUCACCAUCAUCCGUCUCUUGUUGCACACGAAUCUUUCAAGCUCGUGGCUACAAUGAAUCCCGGUGGUGAUUACGGGAAGAAGGAAUUGUCUCCUGCACUUCGUAAUCGGUUCACCGAAAUAUGGGUCCCAUCCAUCGAUGAUCCCGCUGAUCUACAUAUGAUUAUAAGUUGUUGGUGGAAACAUAAAAGUUUGCAACGAUAUACGACCGCAGUCCUGGAUUUCGUGGGAUGGCUUUCUCAAAAUGCCGGAGAUACUUCGUUCUUGAAUCUCAGGGAUAUACUGGCCUGGGUAUCAUUUUCGAAUGUGAUGUGUGAAGGAGGAUUAAGGAGGAUGCCUACAGAGGAAAUUUUCCACCAUGCUGCCCAUAUGACUUACCUAGAUGGUCUUGAGUCGACCCCGUCACUUUCCUCCUUAUCAGAAACAUCACUGCGACAAAUGAAGCUAGCCGCUGUUGCUCGUCUGAAUGAACUUGUUCCUUGUCCCACUUCCGAUCCGUUCAUACCUCAACAUGAUCCGUCCAUCUCCUACCUAUUAGGAUCCUUUGUUAUUCCGAGAGGGUCCAAGCUGGUGCAGCAUCAUACGUUUAGCUUUCAGGUGCCUACCACUCAGGCAAAUGCUAUGCGUGUCGUUAGGGCUUGUCAGCUCGCUAAACCAAUCCUAUUGGAAGGUAGCCCUGGCGUUGGGAAAACUAGCUUGAUCACUGCGUUGGCACAAGUCUCAGGCCACGAGCUUUGUCGUAUAAACUUGUCUGAUCAAACUGAUCUAAUUGACCUGUUUGGCUCCGACCUUCCUGUUGAUGGUGGCAAGGCUGGAGAGUUUGCUUGGAAAGAUGGUGAGUUUUUGAGGGCUCUACAGGAAGGAUGGUGGGUCCUCUUGGAUGAAAUGAAUCUUGCCCCCCAGGCUGUUCUUGAAGGGCUCAAUGCCGUCCUCGACCACAGAGGCUCUGUCUACAUUCCGGAGCUAGGUAGAACAUUCAUCAAACACCCGGCUUUUCGGAUCUUUGCAGCUCAAAAUCCUCUUAGUCAAGGAGGGGGUCGUAAGGGUCUACCCAAGUCUUUUGUGAACAGAUUUACAAAAGUCUAUGUUGAUCAGUUAUUACCAUCUGAUUUGCGUUUGGUAUGCCAAUAUUUGCAUCCCGAAGUCGACACUAAACUCCUUGAACCUAUGAUCGCCUUCAAUAGCUCUUUACAUCAUAUGGUUUCCAUUGAGCGCUCUUUGGGGAAAGAAGGAGCACCAUGGGAAUUCAACCUGCGGGACGUUCUUCGUUGGAUCGAACUCCUUAAGCGCCCGUCGGAACGGCAACUUCUCCCAGUUGACCAUGUCCGGACUGUUUACUCUCAUCGUUUUCGUACCUCGAGCGAUCGUCAUUUGGCGCUAGCGUUAUUCGAGCGCACCUUCGGCUGUUCUUUCGACUAUUCCCGCAAUCCUGUAUGGACGAUCUCCAGUUCUACAAUAACUGUAGGUCAAUUUCGCAGCGAACGACACAAUUCAUCUACACCUGCCCGCCCUAAGCGUCUACUCAAAUCGCAACUUUCUGCUUUAGAGGCUUUAGGCUGCGCUAUUUCGAAUUCGAAACUCUCUAUUGUUACUGGCGCUCGAGAUUCUGGAAAGACAGCCGUGGUGGAGACACUAGCAGUCUUGACUGGCAACGUAUUGCACAAAGUGCACAUCAAUAACACCACUGAUGCGAUGGAUCUACUGGGUGGGUUCGAACAGGUAGACUUGCAAACCCGCUUCAAGGAGAUCGCCUUCACUGCUAUCGCUGCCGUUGAACAACAAUUGCGAGUCCAGGCGGACUCUAACAUCGAUAUAGAAGCCUAUCUUUCCUUAAGAAGGGCAGUCACAGACACAUCUCUUGAGGAAUCUAGAGCUAUUCAGGAAAUCAUAUCCAGGCUGUCCAAGGGAUCAUUUAGUGCUGCUGUCUUUGCUCAGCUAUCCCUGGCACAAACUCAGAUCAAGGAAGUCUUGUCGUCUGAGCAAGAUCGCCGUGCUGGACGUUUUGAGUGGAUUGAUGGAGCUCUUGUUCGAGCACUUAAAGCUGGCCAUUGGCUUCUACUGGACGGUGCUAACCUUUGCAAUCCAUCUGUCCUUGAUCGGCUCAAUUCCCUGUGCGAAACUGACGGAUUUUUGACCUUGAGUGAGCAGGGCUUCAUUGAAGGUAAAAUACAGACAUUGAAGCCGCAUCCUAACUUCCGACUAUUUAUGACGGUGGAUCCUCAAUACGGUGAACUAUCGAGGGCCAUGCGGAACCGAGGAAUCGAGAUAGCCUUGAUCUCAUCUCCACCUAUAGACGACACAAUCCUCCUCCGUGACCAUCAUCGACUCCCUACGCUUUCCGACGAUGUUUCCCCCCUGGUCUUCGCUGCUAUGCGUCUCGGCGCGCGCCAAGGUGGAGGCCAAUAUUCGAAGCAUAGAAUACCAUCUGGCCGUGCCCUCGACCAAGAUUCCAUGUUAUGUCAUCUGCUCGAUGUUGCACCUAGUCUUUCGAAUAGAUCUGACAACGAGAAUGCUUUGUAUCAUUUCGUUUCACGUUGUAUAACCCCAACAGCAGUCCCUAUCUUGCACCGUUUCCUUCACACACAGCCAGACAACGACUCGACUCCCCACAGUUAUGAUCUCAUUUCCCAAGAAAUUCUUCCAAUCGCAGUACAAACUCUUUCACGCCUUCGAGAUCAAUAUGGUACUGAGGAGAUGUUGACUAUUCCUCAUAUGUUGGCGAUGCCCAUAGAUUUCUUCCUCGGAAUUCAAUCCCCCGUUUCUGAUCCUGGGUUCGCCCAUCAAACUGCACUCAACAUCCUGAGAUUAGUAGUCGGUGUUGUUCUAAGCAAGCCAUCCAGACCUGCUCCCGAUAAAUCCUUUGCUUCCUCUGAUAAGCGUAUGCAACGGACGAUGGUAGCCAUCGACAAUUUAUUGAAAGAGGCCUACGGCGCUGGCACUUUGAGUUUGGAGUUGGUUUCCAGUCUUGAUUCGCAGACGUUACCUCUGAUGUGCGAGCUCAUAGACCAUACACAGUAUUUGAGCGAGAUCGUGUCACGACGGGUGCUCGAUUAUUCGGCCUUGCAAUCCCUGGCUGAGCAAGUCAUCAUUGUUUCCGAAAAGCUUCCUGUUGCUUUUGAUACUUUGAAAGGCCGUUCGAUGGAUUUGAAGGAGGUUACGAUGCUAUCUUCGGGUUUGGGCAUCAACCAAAUCUGGUCGACUCUCCAGGACAAUACGUUUGCAACACCGGAAAUUCUGCGUCUCGAGGGACUCGCCGUUCAAAUCGACGGCCCACCUAACCUCCGAAAACAGGUGCUGAACUUGAUGGCAAUGGCUUCUAUCUCUCGUUCGUCGCAGCAUGACAUAGAAACUCGUAGGAUCACCGAAGCCUUGGAACUUCGUGUUCGAGCUCAAAAGGUGACCCAUACCAAUGAUGAUAUCGGUGCUCUGAAGGUCUCUCAUCUUGUAACAAGACUCACAAUAUUGUCGAUGGGGUCGAGCCUGAGCGAGGCUGCCAAAAGAACGCUCGCCAAUCUUAUCUCUCAAGCCUGUAAUCAACCUUCUGCAAAGUUGGCGCACCUGUGGACUUACCAACAAUCAUUGUGGCUGGUUGACGCUUUCCAAGAUAGCGCGGAACAGCUCUACAACGCUCAGACAACUUCGCUACUCACGUCGUGGAUGAAGGAUGUAUGGGAUCUGGAGGAGGUUGGUCCCGCUGUUUUGUUCGGACCGGCCCAGCUUCAAUCUGUGCUAUCUGUGUGUGACUGGAACACAACACCCAUGGCGAAGCUAUCUGAAUAUGAGACUAAUUUGUAUUCACAAGCCCAGCUUGCGCUUUUGAACACGGAACAAGUUCUAUCAAGGCCCGAACAGCUUGCGGUUAUCUUAAAGCGAUCUAUUCUGAAGAUCGCAUCCUGCUUUCUCGCUGCCGAUGACCUUUCCAAAAGAGACACACUCCCCGUCACAUUUGGGCAAGGCGUUGAUUCACCAGCACUAAUCUUGCCUGAGCUUGAGAGCGCCCUCGCCCACUCUGUACCUUUCAGACGAGCAGUUGAAACCUACCUACAACCAGUGUUCACCUCCUCUGAACAUCCGGCUGAAGAUUAUGUGGAAUAUGUCACUAGAUUGGGAUUGUGUUGGAUUAGUGCAGGAAAAUUACUCUUGGAUCUUUUCAUUCCAGAUGCGCCGAUAGACCCUGCCGCAGUUCAGAACCACAUUUUCGAGUUUUGGUCACAACGUGCAGCCUCCCUUACUAAAGAGUACGACCUUCAUUCCGAACUCGAACAGUCGAUAACUGGAAAUAUAGAGAAUGGCGUCACUGCAUACCUUCGGACUUCGUUGGAUGCUGCACAAGAACAUCUCGCCAAUAGACCAACUGCAGUAUUCUCUCGUGAUGUGACUAGGUUACAUAUGCUCUGGUCGGAGGUACUGCAAUUCCAAGAGCAUAUCCUCAGUCCUACAAAGCUCGACGCCUUAAUCUCUGAUCUCAAAACUGGCGAUCGAUCCGCUGAUCUCAGGGAGCAGGUCAUCCAAAGAUCCAUUGUUGGAUUUAUGCAGCGCGUGCAAACGGUUUACGCAGAAUUCGACGACAUCAUAUUCCCUAUAUACUACGCCAUUCUCCAUUUACAAACGGGCCUCAGAAUCUUGAAGCAAGGCUCUAUCCUCAACCCUGUCACUGAGUCUGCCGUUACAGCUCUUACUGGAUUUCCAGCCAUCCGAUCUGCACAGGCUUCUGUCGUACCGCAGAACAUCGGUGUAGUGCCUGGCUUGCAGGUCUUUCAACGUUUGUUGAUAAGCAUGGCGGCGAUUUCGCUAGAGAGGACUUCUGGCGUUGAGAUAAAGUGCCAUAUGUCAUUGAUCGAAAACACGUACGAACAAGCUUCCCGUCUUUGGCACAUCGAUCAGAGCAAGGAGGAAGAGUACCAAAAAGCUUCUGAAUCCCUUUAUCGGCAAAAUCACACUGUUCAUGCGAUGGAGAGUGAUGCAGAGAUUGAAGAAAGAGAGUUUGCAGAACUCUUCCCAUCCUUCGAAAAUGUUCUAUCUGAUGAUGCACCAUCCUCUGGCAACCUCAACAUGUCUUCCCCAACACACCAAAUUUCGGAGACAGACAUCAAGCAUUUUGUACACUUGCAUAAUGUCCUUUUCUCUGGAGAAGGUUUCACCGCAAGCUCGUAUCGCGCAGUCCAGCUUACCAACCUCCCUGCCCUUUUAACAUCAAUGAACAUGUUCACAGACACUCUCGAUUAUAAUGCGCUACCUCUGUGCAUAUCGCUUCUCGCCGAACGAAUAGAAGAGACGGGUGAACCUUCCAAGCCACGAGCGAUCUAUAAUUUCUAUGCCGAUGCUAACAUACACGAGACCCGCAAAGCCAUAAAAGUCUUAACAAAGACGAAGGAGCGUCUCCAUACUCUUAUCGAGGAAUGGCCGGAUCAAAUGGUUCUUCGGCAUCUCAAAGAACGCUGUGACGUCAUUCUAGCAUUGGAUCUGCGAAGCCCCGUUGCCAAAGUCCUUGCAGCACUAGAGCAGCUAUUGUUUCAUACUGAGGACUGGGAAGUCUAUGCCAACAAAGAAAACAGCCUACGUGACUCCCGUUCUGAGUUAAUCGAGCUCAUCGUCGAAUGGAGGCGUCUGGAAUUGAACUGCUGGCAAAUCUUAUUUGCGGCCGAAACAAAAACAUUUGAAGACGGCGUCUUGCCUUGGUGGUUCCGCCUCUACGAUGCUAUCAUCAGAGGACCUCUAGAUGUUCUUGAAAAUGCGAUCGGCAGUACUACCGAGCUCUCAGCCUAUCUGGAUGAUCUUUUACCUCUACUCGACGACUUCAUUCGUGGUUCAUCUAUUGGUCAGUUCCGCGUUCGGCUACAAUUACUCAAAUCAUUUGGAGAUCUCUGUUACCACCUGAAAACUAUUCAUUCUGGUCUGAAAGCCGAAACUCUAGAGCGUAUACUGCGUAUUGUCAACGCCACAGUGGGCUACUUUAUGGCAUUCUCCAGCAGCGUCGCUGCGGAACUUUCUACAGGACGAGCAACUCUUGAAGUAGAGAUACGAAACCUGAUCAAAUUGGCCAGUUGGAAAGAUGUGAAUGUGCACGCCUUAAAGCAGAGCGCUCAAAGAACACAUCGUCAACUCUACAAGCUCAUCAGGAAAUAUCGUGAACUGCUCCGCCAACCAGUCUCAAGUCGUCUUGAAAAUUUCUCAAAGUCGUCGAAAGAUGAGGAUUCUGUGCAUGAGCAUCGCCAGUUGGGAAUAGUCAAGGCUCCCGAUCCAACCUUCCCUGGUACCAUUUCCGAUAUUUCUGCACCUACACACCUCGUAAAUCUAGGACGUACGUAUCGCCGCUUGGAACAGCUUAUAAGCAAGAGUAUUGCACCUUUGAUCACAUCCAGAUCAGCUGACGUCGUUGAAGCCUUCGCUGUUGAUAUCAUUGUCACGUCGAAAGAAUUAUCAUCAAUUUCGCUCACCCCAUCACUCUCUGCAGAGCGUCGGGAGAAGCAACAGAAAGCUCUUCUGACAAGGAAGAGAAAAGCAUGGAGCGAUUUGUUGAAAGAACUGAAAAGGGCCGGCUUUGCUGCUCAUGUCAAACCCGACGUUUUACUUCAAAAUCAGAGUACUCGCUGGAUUCGGGAACAACCUUUGCUUAUCGGAACAUCUGAUUUCAACUUUGAAAAGAUUGAAAUGUACUGGAAUCGCCUUAAUGGUCUGUUUCCUUUGUUAAGAGCAAACGUUCAUUUACACCAUGCGGAUUUAUCUACUCGAGAAUUACAACGAGGUGUCACUUUCCUGGAGUCAAUCUUUUCCCUAGCUACAGAAUCAAGGGCUAGGUAUGUCUUAUCGUCUCGAGGAAGUGUCCGUGCUAAAUUUCUCCAGAUUAUCCGAUUCUUUCAGUGGUUAUAUUCAACUUCAACACCAUCUCCGUCGUAUGCGGAGCCUAGCUUCUUCUGACGGUGUCGUUUACUCUGCGAGUGACACUUUGGACAAACUCGCUGCUAUCUUUUCUGUUCUUUGCAGGUUGGAGUGCGCAUUGGCGGAAUUGCAAAGUGCCUUCAAAUCCUUUUUACAUUUAAAUACACCGAUAGUCGAUUCCGUCACGGACAGGAUUCAAGGUCUUUUAUCUUCUUGCGUUGAGGCACGAAGCCGAUUUGAAGGAAUGCUGCAAAACGUACA